AUGGACGCCGUUGAACAUGUCAUCUGGCAGCAGAAGCCGGACAUUGUAUUGCUGCAGGAGUCAGACACCAUGCACAUGAUCCAUGGCAAUGUUGACAUGGUGCAAUACCUAGCAACAUGGCUGGGCAUGCACGCGUGGUCCUCCCCUCCCGCCCGCCACCAGUCCUGGGGCUGUGCCAUCCUCUCGCGCUUCCCCCUCCUCUCCGCCUCGCCCUCCCAGUCCCUCCCCUCCCCUCACGGCGAACUCGCCUGCUUCCAGCACGCCGUUAUUCUCCUAGGCGCUGGUAACAUGCUUCCCGGAGGCGGUAACAUGGUUACCAGCAGUGGUGCGGCUGCUGGUGGUAACCAGACAAGUGGGGUCGUGUCUGGUUACCCUGUUCACAUCAUGAACGCGCAUUUCAGUGAUCUUGAGGUGGAUAUUCGGUUGGAGGCUGAGCGGGCGGCGUCGCUUGUCCGUAGUGUGCUGCAGACAGGAAAAGGGGGGAAGGAGGGUGGGGGAGAGGAGGGAGUGAAGGAGGAUGGGGCUGAGAGGGAGGAGAGGAGGACUCAAGAAGAAGGGUUGCAGGGAGGAAUGGAGACAGCAGGUGAACUGUCAGGUGAAAUUUCAGGUGAAUCGGGUGAUGUGGUGGAUGGAACGGCAGAUGCUCCUUCACGUUCUCCUGCCCAUGAUGUUUUGGAAGCAGAGUCAGGGACGGCAGCAGGCGGUGCAGCAGCAACAGCAGAAGCUACUGGAACAGCAGCAAAGAGCAGUUUAUUCAGUAGCAUGGAAGCAGCAAGCAGUGCAGCCGCAUUGGAUGUGACAGAGGAAACUUCACACUCACAAGCAGCAUCAGCAUCACAAGAAGCACCAGCCCCUACAUCCACCACCAACCACCCUCUCGCUUCAUCCCUCCCCUCUACCCCCACUCCCCCACCAACGCCCGCCCCGUUUCACUCCCUCGCCCCCACUGCCCUCAUUUUUGGAGGAGACUUCAAUCUUCCCCCGCUCUCCCCGCCCUACCUCACCCUCCUCUCUUCGGGUCUCAUAGACACUGAGGCUGAGAAGAUGGGCGCGUGGAAGAGCAUGGGAGACCGGGACCCGGGGGCAGGGUAUGUGUUUGUGUCGCGGGGGAACGUGGAGUGUGAGGCGUGGGCGGAGCCGAGGUAUGAUCAGAGAAAGACGUCUGAUGGGUACCCUGUGGUGGUGGAUGUGAGGGUCACUCUCCCUGCUGCUGCUGUGUGA
This is a messenger RNA of Closterium sp. Naga37s-1, 1221 nucleotides long. Lineage: Eukaryota; Viridiplantae; Streptophyta; Zygnematophyceae; Desmidiales; Closteriaceae. The record is from the annotation of a GenBank genome assembly.